GCCAGUUACGCCCACUGUCCUGUGACAGCGCUAUGAACAGCCAAACCUGUUUCGGUUAGCUUACGUGUCAUUCACAACUGAUGUGCGUUUGUAGGAUUUGAAAGAAAUAGAGUCGAUUAACUUUGUGAGGUAUUUGACCGCCUACAGAUUGCCCUAGCUGCAGACACAAAGGACUCGGAUGCUUGGAUUGAUGAUCUCAUCCUACCCCGACCCAAAAUGAAAGCUCUGAUCCUGGUUGGAGGUUACGGCACCAGGCUGCGGCCGCUCACCCUGUCCGUGCCCAAGCCCCUGGUGGACUUCUGUAACAAACCCAUCCUCCUUCAUCAGGUGGAGGCGCUUGUCAAGGCUGGAGUGGACCAUGUUAUCCUGGCCGUAAGCUACAUGUCUGAUCUGCUGGAGAGAGAGAUGAGGAUUCAGGAAGAAAGGCUUGGCAUCCGGAUCUCUCUGUCUCAUGAGAAGGAACCGCUGGGAACAGCCGGCCCCCUGGCCCUGGCCAGAGAGCUGCUGACAGACGACGACGAGGCAUUCUUUGUGCUCAACAGCGACGUCAUCUGCGACUUCCCCUUCGAGGACAUGCUGAAGUUCCACAAGCACCACGGCCGGGAGGGCACCAUCGUGGUGACCAGGGUGGAGGAGCCGUCCAAGUACGGCGUGGUGGUGUACGAGGCCGAGAGCGGACGGAUCUACCGCUUCGUGGAGAAGCCCCAGGUGUUCGUCUCCAACAAGAUCAAUGCUGGCAUGUACAUCUUCAGCCCCUCCAUGCUCUCCAGGAUCCAGCUCCAACCCACCUCCAUAGAGAAGGAGAUCUUUCCCCUCAUGGCCGAGGAGAGACACCUGUACGCUAUGGAGCUUCAAGGGUUCUGGAUGGAUAUCGGUCAGCCCAAGGACUUCCUGACAGGCAUGUGCAUGUACCUGCAGUCGGUACGGCAACAUGCACCUGAGCGUCUACGCACCGGGCCUGGCUUCCUGGGGAACGUUCUGGUGGCCCCUACGGCCCAGAUCGGGGAGAACUGCACCAUCGGGCCCAACGUGACGCUCGGCGCUGACGUGGUGCUGGAGGACGGGGUGAGGAUUAAGCGCUGCACGGUCCUAAAGGGGGCCCGAGUCCGAUCCCACUCCUGGCUGGAGUCCUGCAUCGUGGGCUGGAGCUCCUCUGUGGGGCAGUGGGUACGCAUGGAGAACGUGACCGUUCUAGGCGAAGACGUGAUUGUCAACGACGAGCUCUACCUCAACGGGGCCAACGUCCUUCCUCACAAGUCCAUCAACGACUCUGUGCCUGAGCCGCGCAUCAUCAUGUAGCCGCGACGCAGACGCAGCUUCGUCACGGCCUCCACGGACCCGCAGGAGAGAGGCGCAGGGUCAGGCCAGCUGGAGAGGCUCUCGAGUGGGGUAGCUAGGCUAGGGAGGCCUGUCACUGACAGGAGGUGUCACUGACAAGGGGUAGGACAAACUGAAGAAAACUAAAUAGAAGGAGAGAUUAGAGGCAUUAGAGGAAGACAUGAACAUUGCUGUUGAGAUUUACUAUGCAUAAGAACAACUGAUAGAGCAGACCAUACCAGAACAGGGGGGUGUGGGUAUGACUGGUUGAUGGGUUGCCAUGGGGAAUUUGUUUGCUAUUUUCUGUUUAAUUCACCUUUUUUGUGUUUGUUUGCUUACUUUGCCUCAUAAUUUUUCAUUACGCUCUACUUUGAUGCCAACCUCUGUAUGUCCAUAGAAGAACUCCCAUCAAUGUCUGUGGGACUAUUAAUGCUGUUGUAACAACACACGGUGCACUGCAGGGUCAGCAGUAGAGAACAGAACUCUCUCUCUCUCUCUCUCUCUCUCUCUCUCUGAUCACUUAGAUAGAAGGGUUAGUAUUUCUUCAUGCUUCAAACGUUUCAGUUGAGGAACUCCUUUGACCUUGUGUGCCAUGACCGUACUAUCUCUGUGAACCCCUCUGUCUCUCCAUGCUGUGCUUUCAUGCUCACGUUCAAUUAGCAUUAUGAGGGACGUCUUAACAGGCAUUCCAUGUAGUGUUGGAAAGGAUUCUCAUUCAUUGACAACACGGGAUGUCAUAACGCUAAUGUUGGUUAGUCUGUGGUUCUGUCAAACUUUUACUGAUCUGAUCUCCCCACUGCACUAAAGGUAGAAGGGUGUAUAUAUGUGCACUAAUUAGAACUCUGGUGAUUAAAGACGAGCCUUUCCGAGCUGUUUAGAUGGGUGAACCUUAGGGUUAUGAUGGGUGUCAUGUUUCUGUAUUUACUGAUUCUAAGAGCCUCGCUGAUGUAUCUCUUGUCAGGGGGCCAGUGGCUGUGUCCAGCAGGUGUCAUGGACCUGUCAGAAGUCUACAUUUUCAAUGAAGUAGUCCUUUUUUUAUCAUAUUAAUAUAAUACCUUCCAACAGAA
Molecule: messenger RNA, 2384 nt
Organism: Osmerus eperlanus (European smelt)
Lineage: Eukaryota; Metazoa; Chordata; Actinopteri; Osmeriformes; Osmeridae
Gene: gmppb
Product: GDP-mannose pyrophosphorylase B
Exons: 10
Coding region: 217-1299 (360 amino acids)
Biological process (GO): GDP-mannose biosynthetic process
Cellular component (GO): cytoplasm
Molecular function (GO): GTP binding; mannose-1-phosphate guanylyltransferase (GTP) activity
Source: RefSeq, a predicted model, not a curated record